GCAUUUGCACCAACCCGUUACGGCUCCGCUGGUGCCGUUAUCCGAGUUUGUGUUUAAUUAAAUUUGCUGCGUUGCAUAAAUUGCAGCUAGUUGUUUAGAAUAAGCAAGCGUUCGUACAAUUAAUGUGAUUCAUUGUGUGGGCCCGACUUGUGUUUAUCGUUCGUUAGUUCUAGCGCGCUAUUCAGAUAAGGAAGCGGUCUUUGAAAAAUCGAAGCGGCAAUAAUACUAACCGUGUCUAAAUAAACAAUACACCAAAGCAGUCAACGAGUAUAUCUGAUAAGCCGUAUAACAUUCGAACUUGAUGCGCAAAAGUGCUAACCACUUGGGCACAACAACAAAUUCUUUGUUCUGCAAUAUUUGCAAAAUCGCCGACACAUAUUUAUGGAGGAGUUAUGGUUGUUGCAAUGAGUAAUAUACGCAAAACAGGGAUUUGUGGCGCCAUAUCGACGCCGAUGCUGGUCAUUUUGCUUGCGUUUGCAUGCAGUGUAAGCGCUGGGGAUGACGCAAAUCAGCUGGACUUUUCAACACGCGAUUGUACGCUGACGGAACCCGUCUAUGGCUAUAAGUUUGAUUUUAGCGGCUUACAUUCGGAUUUGGCACAUGUGGUGCGAAGCUUUAGCAAUGAUUCCUUUGAGUUUAACAUAUGCAGCAAUCUGACGCACAGCUGUAACAACGAGAGCAAUGUGGCUGCCUGCCUCAAAAAGCAAGGCAAGGAGUAUGUGCUGGGCCGCCAGCAUGAGCUGCACUAUCACAAUGGUAAAAUGUAUCUCGACUAUUUGAGUGGUGCCAAAUGUGAAAAUGGAACCAACGACAACGACAACUAUCAGCUGCAUGUGCUGCUCAGUUGCGACUACACGCUGGAUGCCAAUCCACUGCAUAUAACGGCUUAUGCUGAAGACAGUUGUUCCUUUUACAUUACCUAUGAGACACCCCUGGCUUGCUUAUCUAUACCGGAUGGGCUUCAGUCCAAUACCUGUAGCGUGAGCUACACAAAUACUGGAGAUACAUUCGAUUUGAUGUCGCUUAGCGAUGUCAACUAUAGAACCUCAGACCGGCAGGGGGGCUUCUUUAUUAUCAAUGUAUGCAAGCCAGUGCUUUAUGGCGAGAACGCCAUGUGCCCAGCCGGCAGCAGCAUUUGCUUGUAUUCGCCCAAGGUCAGCGAUCUAAAGAAACGUUUCAUUAACUUUGGUAAUGUACAGUCGAAGCCCGUCAUUAAAGACGGCCAGCCUUUGUUGCGUCACGAAUCCUCGACGCCGUGUGCAGGCAAUUCUAGCGUUAACUAUACCAGCAUUGUUAAUUUCUACUGCGACAGAAGUGUUAUGAAUGCACAUCCCGAGUUCAUGGGUUCUAGUCAAGAUGGUUGCACCUACCAGUUCAGCUUUUCCACACCUCUGGCCUGCAAGAAUAUCAAACCGUGCACGGCCGUGGCCGCGGGCAAUGAGCUUCUGGACCUGAGUCCGCUCAGUAGCCUCGCGCCGCACAAAUUGACCAAAGAUGGUAAAAUCUACAAUGUGGCCGUAUGCGCUAGCGCUGGUACGCCCUGCAUGGCGAAUGGUGGCGCCUGUUAUGAAGAGAAUGGCGCGACCUAUGGACUGGGCAACUUCAAUUCGCAUUUGCGUUUCAAUCAGAGCGGGUCGCCGUAUUUGCUGUACGAGGAUGGCGUUAACUGCGGAAACGGCAGCCUGCGGUGGUCCACAAAAAUCGAAUUUGUUUGUGCCAACAAUGCAACGAAGGACAAUGGCACCAGCGCCAACAUCGAUGCUGUACAAAUAAUUGAGGACUCCAAUUGUCAGUUGUUAAUUCAAUACAAGACUCAGCACGCCUGCCAACAGCAGAUUAGAUGCAAAGUGAAGGUCUAUGUGGAGCACUCGGAGGAUGGCACCGGUGGCGGUGGCGAAGAACUGGUCGACCUAACCCCCUUGAUUAACGCCAAUGAGAAUUAUGAGGCUCGGGUUGAGCUGCCGGCGAAGCAGCAGCAGCAGUUGCCCAAAAACACAAAGUUCUUUUUGAAUGUGUGCCGUCCAUUAGUGCCGAAAUACCAAUUAGGCUGCGCCGGCGGUUCAGGUGCCUGCAUGGCCAAAAUGUCGGCAGCUGGUGCGCCCGAGGAGGAGCAGAGUCUUGGUUUUCCACUGGUUAGCAUGUCGCCUAUCAACCGCACCAACGCUGAGCUGCUCUACGUGAAAGGUGAUCCUUGCCCCAACGACAAGGCCAUGCAACUCUCCACUCGCAUUCACUUCAGGUGUAACAUGCGCGCGGGUCGCGGUCAGCCGGUGUUGACUUUCAUUGAUGACUGCAACUAUCACUUUGAUUGGGACACGAGUGUGAUUUGCCCGUCGCAUGAUUGUAGCUUUAGUGCGGACACAUGUGAGAUUGUGCAGGAUGAGCUGAACAUGCGUUACAAUGUUAGGAAUGCCUCCUUUACAAAGGGCGGCAAGAUUGAGAUCGACUACAACAAAAGUAAACUGGAGCUAAACAUAUGCGGAUUGGAUCGUAAGGCCAACACGGACUACUCGCAGGAUUUGGUCAACUUGUUCUUCACACACGACCUACCCGGCUGCGGCAAGGAGGGCAAGAUGAAUGUCCAGAUGCGUUUGAUAUGCAGCAACCAAACUGAGAGUUCCAGCAGCAUUACAAACGAUACACAGUGCAGUUUGCUCUAUGUGCAACGCACACCGAGCAUCUGUUCGUUUCUCGGUCUCAGCGUGCCGCCACAGGAUGCCGGAGACCACACCACCACCACCACCACUCCCCCUAGUACAACAACUAGCACCAGCACCACUAGCACGCCGGCGACGGCAACGGGUAAGCCAGCCGAAGCAGCAACAACUGCUGCAACAUUCCCAAUAGUGGCAGCUGUUUCCAGCCCAACGGCCUCCGUGGGCAGUAUCCUGGGCAUUAUCUUGUCGGUGACAUUCUUUGUGGCAUGCGUGGGAAUGUUUGCCUUCUCCCCGGCGCGAAGGCAGCGCGUGCGUCGACUCUUCCGACGAAGCGGCUCAGCGGUGCGAUAUUCCAGGGUACAGUCCAACGAGGAGGCUAAUCUGCUUCUGGAACCGAAUGGAGAGUUUACCGAAAGCGAUGAUGAUAUGUUACUUUAGAAGGCUACACCGAGACACAAGGUUGUGGCACGUACUGAUUGCUAUAGAAAGUUAACCAAGUGACAUAGACAAAAUUAAAAUUUUUAAAAAAAGACAUGAGAAAUCCCAAAGUGAGGAACGUUUAACACCAAAGACCGAAAACGCAACUGAUUGUGAAUUAAAAACUGAUAGUAGACAAGUAAUGAAUUGUGUUGAUGAAAGCUAUUAUGUACUUACUUAUGUACAAUACGUCUGGAUGACAACGACAAACAUACAAACCCAAUUUAAUGGAACUAUUAAUGUAUAUGCCUAAACAAUAUUAUAUAUUUUAUAUACCUGCACUUCAAAUAUGUAAAGGCAAAACCCCAAUAAGGCCCCGUAGCCACAAACUUUACUAUAUAUACACACACACACACAUAUAUAUAUAUAUAUAUAUAUAUGUAGCUAAUUGCUAAUAGAGAAUUGCAUGCGACAAUUGAUUUAACUCUUAAAGUAUUUUUCCAAGCAACAUUACUUUUAGUUAUGUGUAAGCAAACCCUUUUCCUGUUUUAAGCAUUCAACUGCGGGCUUAUAUUUGACAUCUUCAAAUCAAUACUGCGGUAAAA
This is a messenger RNA of Drosophila virilis, 3679 nucleotides long. RefSeq names its product lysosomal enzyme receptor protein (gene Lerp). Gene Ontology annotation, molecular function: D-mannose binding; signaling receptor activity. The record is from RefSeq and is a predicted model, not a curated record. NCBI's taxonomy places the organism in Eukaryota, Metazoa, Arthropoda, Insecta, Diptera, Drosophilidae. Gene Ontology annotation, biological process: lysosomal transport.